Egretta garzetta (little egret) is the source of this 2639-nucleotide messenger RNA. Its product is annotated as dipeptidase 2. The transcript has 11 exons. The coding region runs from base 395 to 1666 and encodes 423 amino acids. NCBI's taxonomy places the organism in Eukaryota, Metazoa, Chordata, Aves, Pelecaniformes, Ardeidae. Gene Ontology annotation, molecular function: metallodipeptidase activity. Gene Ontology annotation, biological process: proteolysis. The record is from RefSeq and is a predicted model, not a curated record.
AAAACCCUUCUGGGUUCCCUGGGUGGGCGGUAGCUUUGUUGAAAGCUCUCUCACAGGCCUUAUAUCUCUGAAACGGGUAAUCUCCAAAUGUCUGUUGAGCGUGAAGCCUGUGACAUGUAAGCUAAAGAAAGAGGACGUUUCUUGAUUGCUGCUCUGAUGCCAGGAGGACCUGGUGCCAAGCUUUAGCUGUUGCAUCCAACACAGUGGAAUGUGGAUUUCGACUCUGCUGCAUUUUCCUAAGAAGAAUUCACCCCAGCCUCACCAGAAGUAGAGGCAUUUCAGCUCUGCCUAUACUAUUAAGACUACAAUCUCCACAGAAAGGAAGUUUUGCUGUUCCAUUGUCAUCAGUGAAUAAUUGUGGUAUCUCUUUGCUCUGAAAAACUGGAAAAUAGAAAUGAAGAUAAAUACAAUGAAGUUGUUGAUGUGGCUGUUGAUGUUCUUUUCUGGUACUGUGCCAUUCAGCUAUGAGAAAUCAAUGAGAGACCGAGCUAUCAAACUGAUGCAAGAUGCACGUUUAAUCGAUGGCCACAAUGACUUUGUACUGCGGCUAAGAAUAUUUUACAAAAAUAGACUCAGUGGAGUCAACUUAAGAGAACUCAACAACACCCACACAAACCUUGCAAAACUUCAGGCUGGUUAUGUGGGAGCUCAGUUUUGGUCAGUGUAUGUUCUUUGCAGCGCUCAGAACAAGGAUGCUGUGCGUCUGACCUUAGAGCAAAUUGAUGUUGUCAAGAGGAUGUGUAGCAGCUAUGAAGAGCUUGAACUUGUGACAACUUCCCAAGGCAUCUCUGACAGUAGAAGGAUCGCGUGUUUGAUUGGAAUAGAAGGUGGUCACUCCAUUGAUGCUAGUUUGGCAACACUGAGGAUGUAUUAUGACCUGGGUGUUCGUUACAUGACUUUAACACAUUCCUGCAAUACACCUUGGUCUGAAUCAUCUUCCAAAGGAAUACACAACUUUUAUCCUACUGUUACUGGUCUGACUGCAUUUGGCCAAGAAGUGGUAAAGGAGAUGAAUCGCCUGGGUAUGCUGAUAGAUUUAUCUCAUACUUCACAUUCCACAGCAAAAGCUGCACUGAAUAUCUCAAAAGCACCAGUAAUUUUCAGCCAUUCCUCAGCAUUUUCUAUUUGUAAUCACUCAAGAAAUGUUCCUGAUGAUAUCCUCCAGCAACUGAAAAAGAACAAGGGAAUUAUCAUGGUGACCUUCAAUGCAGAUGUACUGGCCUGUGGCAGAAAAGUUGUUAAUAUUUCUACCCUUGCAGAUCAUUUUGACCACAUAAAGAAAAUUGCAGGUUCAGAAUCGAUAGGAAUUGGUGGUGACUAUGAUGGAGUGGAACGUUUCCCUGAGGGAUUGGAAGAUGUUUCUAAAUACCCUUCUCUGAUUGAGGAACUUCUUAGCAGAGGAUGGAAUGAAACUGAACUGAAAGGGGUCUUAAGGGAGAACUUUCUCCGUGUCUUCAGAGAAGUGGAAAAUGUGCGGAACCUUAACAGGCUGAUGGACGCAGGUGAAAAUGAACUUCCACAAGAAGUAGUACAAAAUUCCUGUCGCCUAGACCUGCGUAAUCAUCAGCUUCAGACAGCCAGGUCCUUUGGAUUUCCUUCUGUGGCACAACCUUUUAGUCUGACACUUGUAAUUGUAUCAUAUUUAAUACUGUAUUAUGAAUCAUAAGACCUUUGGAGUCUAGAGAGAGAGAGAGAGAUGGAGUAAUCUGUAAUGCAACUACUUAUCUUUUUUGGAUUUUGUUAAUGUAAAGCUAUGCUAAAUUUUUUUAUAUAACUUCUGCAAGUUCACCUGCAUACUUGGGAGUUAACAUAGAUUUUAAAUGUUGUAGCAAAAGCAUUUAGAAUUUGAAGUGAUAAAUUCCGUGUCAUCUUGGCUAAACCAGGACAAACAUUGUUAAUGCAAAGUAUUCACAUCUCAUGAACAAAUUCUCUAAUACAUGACACAUGGUUUUGGUACCCAUAUUGUGGCACUUGGUAUAAAUACUGGAGUCCAGAACCAGCAGUUCCACUAAGGAACUAGAGAAUAUGAUUAAGACAGCUGUGCUGAGAUGUUUUCAGCUAUUACUUCUUGUUAAAUCAUACAACUUUCACCAUCAGUUGAUCGCUUAGUUAGAUAGUCAGAGAAGACCACCACCCUGGUAUAUGUAGAAGAGUGCUGUGGUUUUUGCUUGGUUUUUGUUUUGGUUUGUUUUUUUUAAGAAAAGAUGGAUGACCUGCCUAUUUCAAUUCUGAUUUCAUGCCUACUGCUAGCUUUAGGGAUCCAUCCUGCAGUACAAAACUCUUAUUUUUGAACCCUGACCAGGACAGUGGGAAACUGGAGAGUUACUGAAGGGUGGGGGUAGGUGUCUUGCAUUCAGGUACAGGUGACCAGGCAAUGUUGUAGAUAUUUUUCUAUAAUUUGGGGACUGCUGUUUGCUGCAUGCUCAUGAAGCUCGGUGCAAGAAUAAGCAGGAAUUCUGCCUACUGAGAGGGUGAGAUCUUGUCCUGGUAUUUUUAUUGUAGUCUGAACAGUAGAAAAUGAGUGUUUAAAUGAAAAUGUUGUAAGAAUGCUCUACAGCUUUGUGGAAAUCUUUUUCACAUUUAAACAAUGAUCCUUAUCAAUAAUGAGUUUUGUUAUUUUUAUUCUAGCUGGCUAAAAU